Tripterygium wilfordii is the source of this 1266-nucleotide messenger RNA. Its product is annotated as rhodanese-like/PpiC domain-containing protein 12, chloroplastic. The transcript has 8 exons. The coding region runs from base 122 to 1012 and encodes 296 amino acids. Gene Ontology annotation, molecular function: peptidyl-prolyl cis-trans isomerase activity. Lineage: Eukaryota; Viridiplantae; Streptophyta; Magnoliopsida; Celastrales; Celastraceae. The record is from RefSeq and is a predicted model, not a curated record.
AAAAAAUAAAACCCUCAAUUUAUCGAGCCGUAGAAGCUAGAGAGAACAAGGAAUUGAGAGAGAGACUGAGACUGAGACUGAGACUGAGAGAGAGUGAAUUCAAAAGAAGACGAAAUUGAGAAUGUUGAGAGCUUCACCAACAGCUCUCAGUAGCCUGAGACAAUCUCUACUUCCUACUCUUUCGCUUUCUUCUUCCUCGUCUUUCCUUCACACGUUCUCCACUUUUCCCUCUUUUUGUUCCUUUCGCUCCAAAUCCCUCCAACGCAAUUCGGUUCGUCUUUCUUCUCUCUGCUUCGGGCGGCUCCCGUCUUUGAUGGAUCCUUCAUGCCCUAGACGAAUAACACGAGCUUCCUUUAGUGCUGCUGAGAGUAGCUCAAAAGGCGAGAUAGAAUUACUGCUGCAGCACUUGCUUGUUAAAGAAGAUGACCUUAAUCUUUUGUUGGAUAUUCAUCAUCGUGUUGUUAGAGGAGAGGAUUUGGGUGACCUUGCUGUGGAGUACUCGAUAUGUCCGUCCAAAGAAGAAGGGGGAAUGCUUGGAUGGGUUAGAAAAGGGCAAAUGGUACCAGAAUUUGAGGAUGCUGCAUUCGGUGCUCCUCUAAAUAAAGUUGUGAGAUGUAAAACUAAAUUUGGGUGGCACUUGCUGCAAGUUUUGUCUGAGAGGGAAGAAUCAACGCUUCAAGACAUCCCACCUUCUGAACUUCAUGUUAAAAUGCAAGACCCCCAGUUUGUUGAAGAGGCCCAAUUGAUUGAUGUUCGAGAACCUGAAGAAGUGGCCCAAGCUUCUCUGCCAAGUUUUCAAGUGCUUCCUCUCCGCCAAUUCGGAAGCUGGGGGCCAGAAAUAAUGAACAAGUUUGAUCCUCUGAAGGAUACGUAUGUUAUGUGUCACCAUGGCAUGAGGUCCUUACAGGUUGCCAAGUGGCUGCAGACUCAGGGUUUCAGGAAAGUUUUUAAUGUUGCCGGAGGAAUACAUGCAUAUGCUACCAAUGUCGAUCAAUCGAUCCCGACUUACUGAGAAGAGAAUCUCAUUACCUAUUGUUGUUGAAGUCAGAUUCAUAGUCUUCUGUAUUGAAACAUGAACAAGUUAUGUGCCUUGUCAGGGGAGUUUUUGGUGCGACGUAUGUCCCCAGAUGUAGUCAGUGAUAAUUAAAUUCGUGAAGAAAGAAAGUUGAGCAAUGUUAAUCCAUGUGUCAUGUAGAAUAUUUUCUUCAAUGAUUUUGUUAAAGGUGGUACUGCAAGAUAGAUUAUGCCACAGCUGCUCUGGUUUGA